This is a messenger RNA of Pelobates fuscus (common spadefoot toad), 1110 nucleotides long. RefSeq names its product vitelline membrane outer layer protein 1 homolog. NCBI's taxonomy places the organism in Eukaryota, Metazoa, Chordata, Amphibia, Anura, Pelobatidae. The transcript is spliced from 3 exons. The record is from RefSeq and is a predicted model, not a curated record. Gene Ontology annotation, cellular component: membrane. Bases 1 to 681 code for a protein of 226 amino acids.
AUGUUGGGAAGCGGGGAGGGGGGGGGGGGGGUGGAGUCCUCUCUCCUGCUUUCCCAUUAUAUACCAUUUCUCUCUCCUCUCUCUGACAGCACAAGUUAUUUUUCAAAUCAGACAUCUUGGAAUGACUGCAAAGAACCCAAAAAUAUAGCCCUGUGGAACAUCACCCUGUUCUCUAUCCUCCUUGGUUUGGGGUGCUUGGAAUUCCUCCUGUGUGCCAUCCAAAUCGUCAGUGCCCUGUUUGGUGUGAUCUGUGGCGAUUGCAGGAAGAAAGGAAAGGUAGAGAAAAAUCAGUAUCUAUUAGAUGAUACGGCACUAAAUGGCAUCAGAAUCUACUGCGAGAGGAAAGACAGCACUUCUGGUAAUAACCCAAGACAAUCAGCAGAUGGAAGCUGGGGAGAAUGGAAGCCCAUCCGUUGGUGUCUACGGGGUUUUAUAGUGGCAUUUACUCUAAGAGUUGAAGAACACAAAACUGUGGGUGAUAAAACAGCGGUGAACAACAUCAAUGUUAUGUGUUCGAAAGGAGAGUAUUUGGAAGGAGAAGGGCUGAUUUGGGGUUCUUAUGGUGCAUGGAGUAAUCGUUGUGACAAUGGAAUCUGCGGGAUACAAACCAAGGUUCAAGAAAAACAAGGUCUUUUAGGCGAUGACACAGCUCUGAAUGACGUCCGCUUUUUAUGUUGCUAACGUGAAAAGAUUCAGUGCCAUUCUUCCCAACAGGGUCUUUGAUGGUUUUUGGGAUAUCUGAUUUCUAAGGUAACUUGGCACAUCCGCUGAAUAUUGGGAAACGUGUUUAGUGGCAGUGGUAGGAAAUGUAAAUCUUCACACAAAUCGCACCUUAAAUCUACACAGUAUCGAAUCUGAGCUUUAUCUGAAAAAGGGCAGGCUAAAUUUAAAGGAACACAUCGGAACUGACACACUGCUAGUCAGUGUAACUGGACUAUAUGAAUGUUUGCUUAGACCAUAAUUCUCUCCUAUACACAAUUUAAAAUUUCUAAAAGUUAUCCAAUUUAUCAAUCUUGUAAAAUUGAUAAGCUCCAGUAAUAUCUAGCGUUAAAAUCUUGCAGAUACUUAGAAGGGCUGCAUUAAAAUCAAUUGUCUUAUCGUGACAUCUAA